UUUUUAAUUAAUAAUGGCCAAACGAUUUACAAAGAGUGCCAUAAAUUGGGUCGAAUUUGAAAAACAAGUGCCACCUGAACAGAAAACGAAGUUCUUGGCAUUUAAAGCUAAAGCGGAUAUGUAUUUGCGACGAGUGCAGGCAAAUCCACCUGAACCACCGAAAAUCAAUUGGGAAGAAUAUCAAAAAACUGUCCCAGUAAAAGGCCUUGUAGACAAAUUCAAAACAGCAUAUUCAGCAUUUCAAGUACCCUAUCCAACAGAUACUCUAUCUGAGACAGUCGAUGAGCAAUGGAAGAGUUUGGAGCCAGAAAUUAAAGAAUUUUGUGCCGAGAGACAAAAGGACAUAGAACUGGCACAGAAAGAAUUAAAUAGAAUAAAGGCAUUACCUAAAUUUGAAGAUAUGACGAUGGAGACCUUUUACGAUGUAUAUCCAGAUCAAGCGUUGGAUCCUGUGAAAAGACCUACAUUCUGGCCACACACUCCAGAAGAACAGCUAGGUUAUAUAACUCCAGAGCAAAAGGCAAUGAAGAAAGGAUCCCAUUGAAAUGAACUGCAUAUGAAUUCGCAGAAGAAUAUAUCACACACAUUAAUCAUACUCAUUUCAAAGAUUAUUAUCUUGAAUCAUUCAUUCAUUAAUUACUCAUCCUUGAUAGAUUUGUAAACGUAAAAUAUAGAUACCCUUGCUACCAGCCACUAGCAAGUAGCCUGUAAAAAAUCUACAACUGGGCUUUAGCCUCCUCUGUUUUUGAGUAAGUUGAUAUAAUAUAUGUUACUCU
Nymphalis io (European peacock) is the source of this 776-nucleotide messenger RNA. Its product is annotated as ATP synthase subunit d, mitochondrial-like. Gene Ontology annotation, molecular function: proton transmembrane transporter activity. The record is from RefSeq and is a predicted model, not a curated record. Gene Ontology annotation, biological process: proton motive force-driven ATP synthesis. Bases 14 to 544 code for a protein of 176 amino acids. NCBI's taxonomy places the organism in Eukaryota, Metazoa, Arthropoda, Insecta, Lepidoptera, Nymphalidae. The transcript has 3 exons.